AUGGCCAGUGAAGAUAUCAAAGAGCACGUAAGCACCGGUGGUGCUCAAGAAAACGGCUCCGACCAAAAAGGUGCUGAAAAUGAAGCUCAGGACGUUGAUAUGUUAGCAGGUCAACACGAUGAAGAUGUCGAGGAAGAAGAAGAGGAAGAAGAGGAGGUUGAUAAAGAAAAGAUAAAGAUACUCUCCAGUGCUACUUCGGAAGAUGGUAAAUGUGCGUCUUUCCAGAUCUCAGAGGAAGAUCACACGUUGGGAAACGCCUUACGCUACAUUAUAAUGAAAAACCCAGACGUUGAGUUUUGUGGGUACUCGAUACCACACCCUAGUGAAACCCUGCUAAAUCUUAGAAUACAAACGUACGGAGAUUCUACGGCAGUGGAAGUGCUUCAAAAGGGGCUUCAAGAUUUGAUGGACCUGUGCGACGCUGUCGAGGACAAGUUCACCCAGCGCAUCCGUGAGAUGUAG
This is a messenger RNA of Lachancea nothofagi CBS 11611, 462 nucleotides long. The record is from the annotation of a GenBank genome assembly. NCBI's taxonomy places the organism in Eukaryota, Fungi, Ascomycota, Saccharomycetes, Saccharomycetales, Saccharomycetaceae.